CGCAUCGAUGAGGAGGUGUGAGAGGCCUGGCGCUCGCUGAAGCGCUCGGCUUCUGGGGCAGCGGCUUGCCGUUUUCUCCUGAGGGCUUGGGCCGGUGUCUUCCUUGGAGAGACAACUCGGCGACCGGGACACUCAUACAGGAUGCUGUGUUCCUUGCUUCUUUGUGAAUGUGUGUUGCUGAUAGCUGGCUAUGCUCAUGAUGAUGACUGGAUUGACCCCACAGACAUGCUUAACUAUGAUGCUGCUUCAGGAACAAUGAGAAAAACCCCUCAGGUGAACUAUGGUAUAUCAGAGAAAAAGGAUGUCAGUCCUGACUUGUCAUUUGCUGAUGAAAUGUCAGAAUGUUACCACAAACUUGAUUCUUUAAGUCAUAAGAUUGAUGAGUGUGAAAAGAAAAAGAGGCAAGACUAUGAAAGUCAGAGCAAUCCUGUUUUCAGGAGAUACUUAAAUAAGAUUUUAAUUGAAGCUGGAAAGCUUGGACUUCCAGAUGAGAACAAAGGUGAUAUGCAUUAUGAUGCCGAGAUUAUCCUCAAAAGACAAACCUUGUUAGAAAUACAGAAAUUUCUCGAUGGAGAGGAGUGGAAAUCAGGAGCCUUAGAUGAUGCACUAAGUGAUAUUUUAAUUAAUUUUAAGUUUCAUGAUUUUGAAACGUGGAAGUGGCGAUUUGAGGAUUCCUUUGGAGUGGAUCCCUAUAAUGUGUUCAUGGUACUUCUGUGUCUGCUCUGCAUUGUGGUAUUAGUGGCUACCGAGCUGUGGACAUAUGUUCGUUGGUACACCCAACUGAGACGUCUUUUAUUCAUCAGUUUUCUCAUCAGUUUCGGAUGGAAUUGGAUGUAUUUAUAUAAGCUAGCUUUUGCACAGCAUCAGGCCGAAGUUGCCAAGAUGGAACCAUUACACGUGUGUGCUGAGAAGAUGGACUGGAGUGGAAGUCUUUGGGAAUGGUGGAGAAGUUCAUGGACCCUUCAGGAUGACCCAUGCCAAAAAUACUUUGAGCUCUUAUUGGUCAACCCUAUUUGGUUGGUUCCACCAACAAAGGCAUUGGCAGUUACAUUCACCAACUUUGUAACAGAGCCAUUGAAGCACAUUGGAAAAGGAACUGGUGAAUUUAUUAGAGCGCUCAUGAAGGAGAUUCCAGUGUUACUUCACAUUCCAGUGCUAAUAAUUAUGGCAUUAGCUGUCCUGAGUUUCUGCUAUGGUGCUGGAAAAUCAGUUGGUAUGCUGAGACAUUUAGGUGGUUCUGAGAGAGACCCUCUCCUGGCACUUCACUCAGGUGAUAGAAGACGUCAGAAGGAAAUUGAUUAUAGACUCCAUGGUGGAGCAGGUGAUGCAGAUUUCUAUUAUAGGAGCCAGAUUGGUCCCGGUGAACAAGGGCCUUAUGGCAAAACAGAUGAGGGUAGAAGAGAUGCUUUGAGAGAGAGAGAUGUUGACUUGAGAUUUCAGACUGGCAACAAGAGCCCUGAAGUGCUCCGGGCAUUUGAUUUACCAGAUGCAGAGGCACAAGAACAUCCCAAGGUGGUAUCCAGUCAUAAAUCACUUACUUUGGAUGCAAAACCAAACGAGACAGCUGAAAUCCCAAAAGAAAGCACACUCACAGAAAGCAGUACUAAAAGCAGCCAGUUUGCUCAGCCCAUGUCUGGCCACGAGACAGCAGGGAGUGUGGAAGAGUCACCUGCAGUGGAGAAGGCCCAGCUCAGGACUGAAGCCAAAGGCAGCACGAACAGCCCAGCAAGAACUGCAGCUGCAGCAUGUGGAAAGGAUCCAGUCGGGAGCCCGUGUGGAUAGAGGAACAGAUAUGGACGCCACUCUGAGAUACCCAUUUGGGGGUGAAAUCGACUGUGACAACUAGCAAGGCAACAUGCUAAUGCUGUUGAAUGAUGACAGCAAUUCAGGGAAGACUUUAUUAAAGCUAAAUGAACAUGUCAAGGCCAGUUCAUAACUAGAAAGAUUGGUUAGCCAAGCUUUAUUAUUACAAUUAAGGCUUAUAGUGACAAACUUUUAGGAAAGUCAGAAUGGGGGUUGACAGCCCUUAAAACCAACUUUUAAACUGAAUAGAUAAUGUUGAAUGUUUAUAGGAUCUAAGAACCACCAUAUACACAAAAUAAACUUAUUUUUACAUUACUGUAGUUUGA
Molecule: messenger RNA, 2129 nt
Organism: Choloepus didactylus (southern two-toed sloth)
Lineage: Eukaryota; Metazoa; Chordata; Mammalia; Pilosa; Megalonychidae
Gene: CLCC1
Product: chloride channel CLIC like 1
Exons: 12
Coding region: 142-1782 (546 amino acids)
Cellular component (GO): endoplasmic reticulum; membrane
Molecular function (GO): chloride channel activity
Source: RefSeq, a predicted model, not a curated record